Molecule: messenger RNA, 471 nt
Organism: Fusarium pseudograminearum CS3096
Lineage: Eukaryota; Fungi; Ascomycota; Sordariomycetes; Hypocreales; Nectriaceae
Exons: 3
Coding region: 1-471 (156 amino acids)
Source: RefSeq, a predicted model, not a curated record
AUGGCGUAUUAUAUGAUGCAACAGCAACAACCUGCUACUGUGAACCCAAAUGAAGUUCUCUUAAACCCGGGCCUCAGCUACGCAUCUCCAAGCUACGCCAGUUCUGCUUACCAAACUACUCCCUAUGCCGAGGCAGAAGCUUCCUCCUCAGCGGCCCAACCCUCUGCCCAAUACCACUGUUCCGGGUGUGACCGCUUCUUUCCAGGAAACCGAGACUUCAACAAGCACAUGAAGACUCAUGACAAACCGGUGAAAUGCAAAGCCGAUGCUGGUUGCAAAGUCACAAAGGCCGAACAGCGAGACAUGGACCGCCACUACCGAUCCUCGCACAGGGCCUACGCGGCCAGCAAGGGGAUCUUGACUGAAGACGCUAUGUGCGGCUUUCAGGGUUGCACGUCAAAAUUUACACGCAAAGACAAUCUACUCAAACACUGGAAGAAGUUCCAUGGGUAUGAGCAACCCGGGAACUGA